AUGGCGGACAUCAACCAGAUCAUCCAAACCUUCAAAGGCCUUACUGAAGGAGAUCGCGAGACGACCAUGAAAGCACUCUCAACUAUGAUGCGCACCGAAAACCAGCGGCAACCCGCCAAGAAGAAGGUCAACGGGUUUAUGGGUUAUCGUGCAUACUACUCGUGGCUCUUCUCCCAGCUCACGCAGAAAGAGAAGUCGCCUAUCAUGACGAUACUUUGGAAAGAGGACCCGUUCCACAAGGAGUGGGAUUUUAUGUGUGCCGUGUAUUCGGCGAUCCGAGAGUUUCUGUCGGGCGAGAACGUUACGCUGCAGAACUGGAUUCAGUUUGCCAUCAAGCACAUGGGGAUUGUUGUCCGCGAGAGCUACCUGGUGGCCCUAGGUUGGAAACUAAUCCAGCACGACGACGGCACACACAAGCUCGAGCGCACUGCAGUUCGAGGGAUCCAGAGCUGUCACCAGCCGAUGAACGGACUUGGCCUGUUUAUAAACUGCCUUAACGGCGGCCUGCCAGUUACCAACCGGCUUCCGAUCAUUGCAAAACUCACCGCUUUGAGCAACGAUGUUAUCUGCGUCAACACACAGACGGGGCCAGUGGUGAAUCCCCACAACACCAUGGAGGGAUUCUACCAGUUUGCGAAGUAUAACCCACAUAUGGCCAUGUCGGCGCUGUUUCAGGUCACCACGACCCACCCUCUCAUCACCCAGGGUGUCACUGUUCACCAGCUUCCUGACCUUGCGGCAACCGACCCGUUCUUCGCGGUUCAGAACGAGGAUCCUGAGCUCGAUGCGAUGUUGGAUAAGAUCCCCCAGGGCGAAUGCAAUGGGAGCCUCGGCAACCAGACCAAUCCUGGCAACCAGUUCUACACGAUUGACAUGGGGAAUGGUGCGCAUAUUGCUGAUCCAUGA
Molecule: messenger RNA, 906 nt
Organism: Chaetomium fimeti
Lineage: Eukaryota; Fungi; Ascomycota; Sordariomycetes; Sordariales; Chaetomiaceae
Product: mating-type protein MAT alpha 1-domain-containing protein
Exons: 2
Coding region: 1-906 (301 amino acids)
Biological process (GO): positive regulation of mating-type specific transcription, DNA-templated
Cellular component (GO): nucleus
Molecular function (GO): DNA binding, bending
Source: RefSeq, a predicted model, not a curated record